Messenger RNA from Olea europaea var. sylvestris, 1503 nucleotides. RefSeq lists its product as uncharacterized. Lineage: Eukaryota; Viridiplantae; Streptophyta; Magnoliopsida; Lamiales; Oleaceae. The record is from RefSeq and is a predicted model, not a curated record. The transcript is spliced from 2 exons. The coding region runs from base 1 to 1503 and encodes 500 amino acids.
AUGGCGAGGGAAGCAAAUUGUGUAGAGAACCAGUUCGGCCUAACGGAAUGUCCCCAGACUUUAAGACAUGGUGAGGUCAAUCAUGAGCACAGUGGAUCGAACAACGAAGCACCCAUACCUUCAAUUGACCAUAUCGAGGCUGCAGCAUCCGUUGAGCACUUAGAGAACCUGUUACAUAGUACGAAUGAUGCUAUUAUUGCUGAAAUUGACCAGCCAAUGUCAUCACAUUCCAUGAGUUUGGGCACAGAUGAGUGGAUGACAGCCGUUGUUCUCGCCGAAAAGCAAAUAUUCUUUAGCAAGAAACAAUUGUAUUCGAAGAUUCGUGUGCUUGCUUUGCAAGAGAAGUUUCAAUUUCGGGUGACCAGGUCAAGCAUGAAAAUGUUAACCGUUGUAUGUGUGGACGAUAAUUGCAAGUGGAUGCUACGUGCUUCUACUGUCAAGCAAUCUGCAAUCUUCAUGAUCUGUAAAUUCAUCAACGUGCACACAUAUUCCCUUGAUUUUUGUCAUAACGCACAUCGGCAUGCCACUAGUUCUGUAAUUGUCGAGCACAUUUUGGGCAAACUGGAUACUCCAGGUCGAUCGUAUGACCUUACCGCUAUUGCACGUGAUAUGGAACGUGAGUUAGGUGUGAAAAUCAGUUACAACAAAGCUUGUAGGGGAAAGUUUCAUGCCUUAACUAUGCUACACAGUAUACCAGAAGCCAGUUUUCAGAAAUUAUCUUCAUACUACCACGUCGUAGGAGAGAGUAACCCGAGGACAGUAACCCACAAAGAACUCGAUUCUCAAAAUAGAUUUUAUUACUUCUGCCUAGCUUUCGGUGCAAGCAUUCGUGGUUACACGCAGUACUUGAGACCCGUUAUUUAUGUUGAUGGCAGUCAUCUGAAGGGUCCAUACAAAGGGACACUUCUACUGGCAAUAGCGCAAUAUGGUAACAAACAGAUAUAUCCGUUAGCAUGGGGGAUCGUGGAUGCUGAAACCAAUAAAUCCUGGAAGUGGUUUAUGUCCAACUUGAAAGAGCUUAUACGGGACUCCGAAGACCUCGUAUUUGUUUCAGACAGAAAAAAGAGCAUUGACAAAACUAUUACUCAGUUGUUUCUGUUGUCUCACCAUGGUUGUUGUAUCUGGCAUCUCGAAAAGAACCUAAUACAGCGGUACAGCAACGCAAGUGCAAUACUUCUAUUCAAACGAGCUGCUACGACAUAUCGGGUUGAGGACUUUGAAAAACUCAUGGGACAGAUUCGCAGGACAUCUAAAUACUGGAGGGGUGCCUAUAGCGAAACUAUAUAUCCUGUUGGACUUGAAGCGGACUGGGUUGUUCCCAGUUUAAUUACAUUUACUCCUAUUUUACCACCACUCGUACGUUGCCCUUCAGGUAGACCACCGACCCGACGUAAGCAUUCAAGACACGAGUCUAUAUGGUCGAGCAGGAAAUGCACUCAUUGUGGUCGUCUUGGUCAUAAUCGGAGCACAUGUUCAAACCCCAAUGUAUCACAAGUUCUUUAA